Molecule: messenger RNA, 1614 nt
Organism: Fusarium poae
Lineage: Eukaryota; Fungi; Ascomycota; Sordariomycetes; Hypocreales; Nectriaceae
Exons: 1
Coding region: 1-1614 (537 amino acids)
Source: RefSeq, a predicted model, not a curated record
AUGUGGGAUUCUACUCCUCCUCGCACUCCUCUCGAGGUCACCUUCGAGGAAAACGACUCCGAGCAUGGCACUAUCACGCCUGACUACGACACCAUGUCCCCUGUCGUUGCUCACCUCGAGAAGCUUGCCGUUACUCACAAGGACCAGAACAUUGAGGACUGCAAUACCUCUGAGUAUGAGCCCUCUCUCGAGAGCGACACUCUUGUUGGGACCGAUUCUCCUCCCGAGUCACCCAUCGAGGCUUUUCUCCUACGCCCCGAGACUCCCCAGCAGAGCCACUGCACUGUGAACACCGAGGCAAAGGUCACCGUCCGCAAUGGCCAGGCCUACACACACUCCGAGAUCAAGCUGAUGUAUCUGUCGAUCGCUGAGGCCCGACACAAUGGAGAGCUUCCUGCUACCACAGAGACUUCUCUCGAUGCUAAUGCCGUCGUUGACGACUUCAACUCUCUCGUUUACCUCCGACGUGUCCGUGGUAACCAUCUGGCGCAAGCUCCCCCUUCGUACGUUCACCUCCGAGAGCAAAUUGCCUUGGGUAUUCAACAGCGUGCCGCCUCUCAGCACCAUGAAAACCAACAAGAAGCCGCUCGUCGUGUCAAUCACUACCUUCAGGCUGUUGAGCAUGAGCAACGCUACUAUCAUUCCACCAACGCCAUGGUUCGUCGUCCCAAUGAGCAUGGCUUCAUCAACGUCGACGAUGACAUUUGCUCCAUGGUCGAGCAUACUAUUGAGCAGGGCAUUGCUGAUGCCACUGGGCCUCUUCGCAUGAAUGUUGGCCGAUUUUCUGCCAAUGUCGAACAGCACACAGGUCUUCUCCAGCAGCAGAGUCAUUUCGUCGAGGCUCAGGACCAUGCUCUUCAGCGCCAACAUUUUGUUGCUCAGAAACAAGAAGAACUGGCUAAGCGUCACGAUGCCAUUACUCAGCAUCAUGCUGGCAUGCUUCAACACCAGAGCAACUCUAUCCAACGACAAGACUAUGCUCUUCAACAACAGAACAACCUCACCCAGUAUCAGGCUGGUAUUGUCCAACAACAGGACCACGUUCUUCAGCAGCAGUAUGACCUUCUCCAGAACCAAUCCUUCUCCCUUCGCAAGGAAAGUCGUUUCUUCAAGAAGCAAAACGACGCUCUUGAGAAGCAGAACCAAGCCGUGCGAGAGCAUCUCAAUCUCCAGCAUGCCCACAUUGCUCGCAUGCAAGAACUUCUUGAGCCUCAGGCCUACAACAACUACGCAACAGCCCAGAACCUCGCGAGUGCCAAUCAGCUUGUUAGCAACUUGUCGUACGAGCUCCCUCAUGUCAUUAAGAAGGCAGUCGCGGAGAGCAUUGAGGAGACCGCUCGACUACACGCUCGCCAGGCUCUCGAGUCCGCUGUUGAUAUCUGGCAGCAAGGAGUUCGCCACGACAUGUCUGCGAGCGAGAGUGUGUCUUCGAACGACACGACCGUAGACACCCACGACAAGCUUGAACUCAACACCAAGGCUUGGGCCGCUGCCUGCAAGAAGCCUGAGAAGAAGAAGGCUACCACUGACGUCGAGGUUACUGAGCGAAGUGAACGAUCCUCGCUCUACCGCAUGGUCAGCAAGUUCAAGCGCCGCCGCAUCGCGCGCAACUAG